Molecule: messenger RNA, 594 nt
Organism: Caenorhabditis briggsae
Lineage: Eukaryota; Metazoa; Nematoda; Chromadorea; Rhabditida; Rhabditidae
Exons: 4
Coding region: 1-594 (197 amino acids)
Biological process (GO): regulation of transcription by RNA polymerase II
Cellular component (GO): nucleus
Molecular function (GO): RNA polymerase II transcription regulatory region sequence-specific DNA binding; DNA-binding transcription factor activity, RNA polymerase II-specific
Source: RefSeq, a predicted model, not a curated record
AUGAGCGAUCACCAAGACGAUCUCCUCCUUAACAGCGGCUCUGGAAAUCCAGCGGGUUUCGAACGCAUCUACGAAUGUCAAUACUGUCCUAAAUCAUUCAAAUCGACAGGAACCACUAUUGUUCGUCCGAGAAUCGAACCCAAACCAACAGAAUUCGUGUGCCCUGUAGAGUUUUGUGAUCAGAAAUUCGAUAAUUUUAUUGAGCUGAAGAAUCAUUUGGACGAGCUACACGGAAUGUCGUAUAGAAUCUCAUCGAAAUGCAAAAUGUGUCAUUUGAAGUACGAAAAAUCGUAUUUGAUGAUUUGUCAUUUUCUCAUAGAACAUAAAAAUGUUUCUGGCACCGAGAUUGCAGAGCAAGAAAUUCCAGAACAAAAGCCAUCACUCGAAGACAUCAAAUUAGAAAUUCCAGAUUCUCCUAUUGACCUUGAAACGAAGUGUCCCCAGUGUGAAAUCGAUUUCAACGAUGUCAAAAUGUACCUGAUCCAUAAAACGACUCAUUCUCAAUUCCACCCCUUCGAAUGUGCAUUUUGUGGUCAAGAGAGCGGAAAUAAGUACGAUUUUAUGUCGCAUUUCUACAGUAAUCAUUCGAUUUAA